ACACAUUCGUAUUGGAUCGAUUGGAUUGUUCACUUUUGCUUUUCUAGUUGUUCUAUCUUGUUUCUUGGUGAGUAAACAAGCUGAACUCACAUGUUUACUGAUGGUAAUGAAGGCUCGGGGAUGCUGAGGUGAGUCAAUACAAGAGAGAAUACAACCGAAAUGCGGCGAGAACAACUUAGAGCCAAGGCUGAGAAUCUGAAAGAAAAACUUAUUGGUCAAAUAGAAGACAAUUUUAAUUCAAGUUUAAACAAUUUGUUCGAUGAUAUUCUAGCGGAUAACAGUAACGGAGCAAGGAAUGGAGGAGUCGGUGAGCAGAUCUCGUCUAGAAACCAUAUGGAUGCAAGAAAAGUUUUCAAAGAGAGGCAGUCGUUGCUCACAGAACUACUUGAAGUUUCUCAUAUUCGAACUAUUUACAACAUAUUUGUUGCAAUACUUAUCGUCUUCAGCUUAAACACACUAGCGUAUGAUUACAUUGAACACGGCAGGUUGGUUGUAGAUUUCUCAAUUAUAUUCUGGGCUUUUGGUAACGUAUCUGUAGUUGUUGUCACGUGGUUACUAAUGCAGAUCCAAACACUCCUGGCGUAUCCAUUGUUUAUUGGUUGGGUUUCCACUCGCUCAACUACAACAAGAAUCGUUGACUUCAUUUGGUUGGGAAUUUUUUUUCUUUAUCUUGUCGUUUUGUUUCUAUUUCCUCUCAAUGCGAUCAGCAAUAAUCAACUACCGCCUGUGUCCAGGGUCAUCCUCGUUAUGGAACAGAUUCGUUUUUACCUGAAAAUGCACGCUUUUGUCAGGGAAGUUGCUCCACGUAUUAUUGCUGCAGAUAACAGAGUUAAUGAUAAAAAGAACAGUGAUGAUGAAAAAACGGAUGAUGAUGAAGGAUAUGAUGAUGACGUCAGGAUGAAAGCUAAUAACAACAUUCCUGGCUUUAGUCAGUUUCUCUACUUUCUGUUUGCUCCAACUCUAGUUUACAGAGAUUCAUACCCACAAACGCCUAAGGUCCGCUGGAAAUAUGUCGUCUCCAACUUUGCGCAAGUUGUUGGAUGCGUUUUUUACACUUACUACAUUUUUGCUCGUUUCUGUGUACCUGUUUUUAGAGACACAGGAAAGAAUCCUCCGAAUUUAAAGAGUUUUGUACUCUCUGUUUUUAAUGCUAUGCUACCGGGAACUCUGGUUUUGGUCUUAGGAUUCUUUUGUAUCCUACAUUCAUGGUUGAAUGCUUUUGCUGAGAUGAUGAAAUUUGCUGAUAGAAUGUUUUACAGGGAUUGGUGGAAUGCAUCGUCGUAUGCUGAUUAUUACCGGACUUGGAAUGUUGUUGUUCAUGAUUGGUUGUAUGCUUAUUUUUACAGAGACUUUUACUGGCUCUUCUAUGGAAAUCGUAGCGUCGCUAUGAUUGCGACAUUCUUCCUUUCCGCCAUUGUUCAUGAAUACAUCCUAAUUGUUACAUUCAACUUCUUCUUUCCCAUCCUUUUCAUCAUGUUCUUCGGUAUUGGAGUUUCAUUUGUAUUUCUGAAACCGAAGAAAGGAAGCAAUGUCUCCCCUGCAUGGAAUGUGUUUAUGUGGGUGACCAUUAUCAUUGGUAGUGGUUUACUGAUGGUACUUUACUGCUUAGAAUGGUAUGCUGUACAGGACAACCCAAAAAACAACGACUCAUUGAUGGAAAUCCUAACGCCAAGAUCAUGGGCACUAAUUUCAAAAUAGAGCCCAAAUACAUGCAAAUGGUUAUGCAUAGAUCAUGGGCACCUCGAUGGGCACUAAUUUCAAAACAGAGCUCAAAUACAUGUCAAUGUAUAUGAUAAUAUGAAAGCCCAGUUUUCAUAUGAGUUCAACCGCCAUGUUCGCUUUUAUGAAAUUUCCAGCAUAGCGAUCCACGCAGCAAUGAUUUUAUGUGCACACAACUAGGUAUGUAUUGUAUUAGACUCUGAGAUAUAUAUUAAAGUUUCUUAUUGAUAAUAGUGCGAUAUGCGUAAUGCGUGGCUAAGUUAGGGGUGUUGAAAAACCGAACCGAAAGGGAUUGUUUUAUUUUACAUACAAGUCCAGACUUUUGACAUGGCUGUAAAUGAAGAAAAAGUGAAAAUCAGGCUUAAAUUCAUUUUAGCACCGUGGUCAUAAUAAUGUGUGGUCUAGCGUACUGUACCACCCUCAUAUGUAAAGGCCCAUUUACACUAUGCGAUUUCUCGUAUACAAUUCUUACCCUGGCGUAUGUGAACGUAUGAACACACGUACAAACGUGACACUUUAAAUUCCACCCUGAACAAAAUUGAAUGAGGAUUGUGGCAUAGGCCCUCUUUUGCAUUCAUCAGAAUUGCAUACUUGCAUAGUCUAAAUAGGCCUUAUGGUGAACAAGGACAACUCAUUCCAAUCUUUUUGUGAAAGUUAUGUUUUGGGUAAAUAUAAUAAUUAAAGAGGAAUAUAAUAUCACUGAUCUAUUUUUCUGUACAAGAUUUCCAAAAAGAGUCAAAUCAUAGAAAUAAUAGGAACCUUGUAAAUUUUCACUCUUCCUAUAUGUACUGUAUUUAACUAUUUAUUUGGUGUAGAACAUUACAAACAGUGUAUGAGUGUUAUAUUAAACAGAUACUGAAACCAUUGUUCA
This is a messenger RNA of Dendronephthya gigantea, 2590 nucleotides long. RefSeq names its product sterol O-acyltransferase 1-like. The record is from RefSeq and is a predicted model, not a curated record. Gene Ontology annotation, biological process: cholesterol metabolic process. Gene Ontology annotation, cellular component: endoplasmic reticulum membrane. The transcript has 14 exons. The coding region runs from base 160 to 1698 and encodes 512 amino acids. NCBI's taxonomy places the organism in Eukaryota, Metazoa, Cnidaria, Anthozoa, Malacalcyonacea, Nephtheidae.